GCAUAUCUUAUCUUAUCUUAUUAUUGUUCUUAUCCUAUUAUUGUUGUAAUCUAGGAUUUCUUGGAUCCUGUAAUCUUCCUCUGCUGAGAAAACUUGACUUAAUUUGGAUUUGGAUCAAAACUCUUCUCACUAUUCAGAUAGUGAAUUAUCUCCUCUCCUCCUCUCCUUGGACUAUCUCCAAACAAACAAACAAACAACUGCUCUAACGGUAGGCAAGUGACUACUAGUUUUCUACAUGGACAAGAUCAGUGAUCUUCCGGAUGAUUUGCUCUUGCAAAUCUUGUCACUCAACCCGUCAAAAGAUGUUACGGCCACAAGUUUUUUGUCCAAAACAUGGAGUUCACUUUGGACUUUAGUUCCAGUACUUGGAUACGACGAUAGGAAUCACAAUGGUGACUACAAGCUUUUCACGCAGUUUGUUUACAAGUCUUUACUAUCAAACAACGCCCCAGUUCUACAACACCUGCAUCUGAAUCUCGGCCCUGACUGUUCCUCUGUAGAUAUUGGACAAUGGAUUAACCAUGCAGUUAGUCGUCAUCUGCAUGAGCUGCAGAUUGAUAUACGUUCGUCCAAUAAUGGUCCUUUUACUUUGCCGAGUAGUCUAUAUACCUCUGCAACACUUCAGAGACUGACACUCAUAAACUGCGUUUUUCUUGACGUUCCUGUUCACGUCCACCUCCCGUUUCUCAAAACUCUGAGCCUUAAGUUUGUCACUUACGCAAACAAAACGUCUCUACCAACGUUUUUAACCGGUUGUCCAAAUCUUGAAGACUUGUUUGUGGAACAUCGUUUUGAAAACUCACCAAUGGAUGUCAAUGUUCUGGUGCCUUCCUCACAAAGGCUACAUAUGUCCAUCAGUAAUUAUGUUGGGAAGUAUAUGCUAAAAUACAGUUCUUUGAAGUGUCUUAAAUUUGUUGGUAUGGCAAGUAGCAAGCUCCUUCAAAUUGAGAAUAUGCCUGAGCUGAUAAAGGCAAAUGUUACCUUUUGUGAAGAUACCCACAAGUUUCUGAAAGCUCUGACUUCUGUCCGUCGUCUUGAGCUAAGGAUAACACUUCCAGAGGUUGUAGAUCUUUCUAGUAUGAUCUUCCACCAGCUUGUCCAUCUAAUCUUGCAUAAAAUUGCUCAAGAAGAAUGGUGGAGCUUGUCGGCCAUGUAGACUUGUAUACAUUUGCUGAAGGUUGGUGGGAUCUAAAUUUACUUGUUUUAUCUGGUUUAAGUUAACCCCUUCACUGGGUGGUACAAAUCUUCAAGUGAGACUUCAUAUUUGGUUUAUAUCACUGAUCAAGAAUCAGAUAAGUACUUGUAAGAACCUGUAAUAAUCUCUCCCUUAAAGUUUGUAAACCUUGUAACUUGCUUCUCAUGCAUUAUCUCAGUGAACCCUUUUUUUU
Messenger RNA from Eruca vesicaria subsp. sativa (arugula), 1388 nucleotides. The record is from the annotation of a GenBank genome assembly. NCBI's taxonomy places the organism in Eukaryota, Viridiplantae, Streptophyta, Magnoliopsida, Brassicales, Brassicaceae.